CCGGCCGUGCGGGCUGCUGCCCGGGCUUCCUGGCCUCCCGCUCUGCCCACCGAUGGGCGUGCUGCCGCCGAGCAGCGAGCUCAGCCUAGCCCCUGUGUCGUGUGUAACCUGGGCUGAGGACAGGCAGUGUGAUGACGGGAGGGAGCUCACAGGUGGAGUGCGGUCCUCAGCGCGCCUUCGGGCCCGAAGCUACUCUUCAGCCAGCUUGGCCUCUGCCAGGGACGUCACCAGCUCCACAUCUGCCAAAACAACAUGUCUGGCUUCCUCAUCACACAAAGCUACGGACAGACGAACUUCCAAAAAGUUCAAGUAUGACAAAGGUCACCUUGUGAAGGCAGAAUUACAAAAACUUGACCCUAAGAGUGACAUUUCUUCUUUGCCAAAAGUGGCCCCCGUGGCUCCUUGUGAAAAUAAGUUUUCGGAGGACAGUGCUGAGGCUGCUGUCUCUGCACUGGAGAGCAGGGAGCCUCCUCAGAGCUGCUCCAAGCCUGUGAGUGAGGAACCCUCAGCAAAGGCUGAGAAUGGCCUGUCCACAGAACCCAGCAGUGCCACUGCAGCCCAGGAGCCCGAUGACAGCUCCGCCCAACAGGCAGAGCCUGUGCCCAGGACAGAGGAAGUGCAGGCAUCAGUGCUUCAGAUGGACAGCAGCAUCUUUCUAGAUGAUGACAGCAACCAGCCCAUGCCUGUGAGUCGCUUCUUUGGGAAUGUCGAGCUUAUGCAGGAUCUGCCACCAGCCUCUUCAUCUUGUCCUUCCAUGAGCAGAAGAGAAUUCAGAAAAAUGCACUUCAGAGCCAAAGAUGACGAGGAUGAUGCUGAGGGGUAGAGCGGAGGGCACAGUACAGCCAGUGUCAAGAUUCUGUAUGGCAUCUUCAAGAGAACAUGCUCUAACUGAGCACAAGGUGGACAUCAGUGUCACUGGCUGGCACAGACGCUGCUGCCACCAUUGCUCCAUGUAGGUCUUCUCCUUUCAUAGAUGCACAUGCUGGCACGGGCUGGGCAGUAGGAAAUAAGGAAAAUUCCUGAGAGCUUUGGCUCUGGUAACAGGUGUACUUUCCAUGCCAGACUGAUCACUGGGGAUGAAUUCUGCUGCAAGGACUCCUGUUUCUGAGUGACGCUAACCAUUUGACCUGGUAGUUUUUGCAAAGUAUAUAUG
Molecule: messenger RNA, 1153 nt
Organism: Mus pahari (shrew mouse)
Lineage: Eukaryota; Metazoa; Chordata; Mammalia; Rodentia; Muridae
Gene: C6H1orf174
Product: chromosome 6 C1orf174 homolog
Exons: 4
Coding region: 53-823 (256 amino acids)
Source: RefSeq, a predicted model, not a curated record